Wyeomyia smithii (pitcher-plant mosquito) is the source of this 1557-nucleotide messenger RNA. Its product is annotated as lysosomal acid phosphatase. Lineage: Eukaryota; Metazoa; Arthropoda; Insecta; Diptera; Culicidae. The transcript is spliced from 5 exons. The record is from RefSeq and is a predicted model, not a curated record. The coding region runs from base 288 to 1466 and encodes 392 amino acids. Gene Ontology annotation, biological process: dephosphorylation. Gene Ontology annotation, molecular function: phosphatase activity.
GGAAGCGGGGCGAGGCGCUAUAUUUAUUUACGGCGCCCAUUCCUACUCUCGAUCGCAUUCUGUUAAAUUGUAUAGCAGCUACUCAAUUUUGUGAUAAUUCUUGUCGCAUCGAGAUAGUGUGUUUAUUUUUGUUUUUAUUGCCGUAGACUUGAAGUCAAGUCUUCGACUACGAUGACGGAUGCGAUAGUGAAAAAAAGUCGAAUAUAUCCAUACUGAGGCAUAAUACUUAGUGCAAGAAUACAUCUAGAAGAGGUGCCUAUCCACGUGUGAUUUGCUCAGUGUCAGUAAUGCCCUGGGACUGUUGGCAGAAAGGAAAACGCGGUAUGACCGCGUCCGUGGUUUUCCUUGGAUCGAUCUGCCUGUCAGUGAUGCUAGCCUACCUGGUGUUCGGCGACAGUACUGAUGAAGAAGGCCUUCGUACUCUUCGCAUGAUCGCGAUUAUGUUUCGACACGGUGAUCGCUCGCCAACCGAAUUUUAUCCCAAUGAUCCCCAUCGCAACCAUCCGUGGACUGGAGGAUUAGGAGCCUUAUCGGAGAGAGGAUCUCAACAAAUGUACAAUUUAGGCAAGAACUUAAGACCGCGCUAUUAUCGUUUGCUGCCUCCUAACGGCCUAUACUCGAAGGAUCACAUGUACAUUGCUAGUAGUUAUGCCGAAAGAUGUAUAAUGAGUGCCCAGAGCUUCAUGGCUGGGUUCAUACCUCCGCUGGAGAACAACAAUCCACUUUCUAUUCCUUGGCAGCCGGCAGCGAUUAACACAUUGCCCCGAGAUCGUGACACGAUUCUUGCUCAAAAGAAAGCAUGCCCGCGCUACGAGCAAUCGCUUCAACGUUUGAUGUCCUACCCUCCCAAGGACAUACGAGAUUUGAACGAGAAAAAUGCUGCUCUGUACAAAACAUUGAGUCUGUCUACAGGAAAGAACAUUAGUACAAUUUUGGACGUGGAACUACUGUACAACACGCUGGAGAUUGAAAAGAAUGCCGGACUCGAACUGCCCGACUGGACCGAAACGAUUUUUCCGGAGAAAAUGCUACCGCUAGCAGAACGCAGUUUAGCUCUCUUCACCGAAACACCUCUGAUGAAAAAAAUCAAGGGCGGAGCGAUCGUGAGUGAACUCUUGGACAAUAUGCUACGCAAACGGGCUGGUAUUCUGAUGCCCGAACGGUCAAUUUUCGUUUACUCAGGACACGAUGUAACGUUGGUUAAUCUGAUGCGGGCACUAGGCGUGAUCGAUCAGACCACCGGGAAGCCAGAUUUUGCCGCGACGAUCGUGUUUGAGCUACACCACAGCAUCACCUUUGAUGACGAUUUCGAGGUGAAGGUGGUGUACUAUUUCAAUAGUGACGAUAAGUACCCGAAGGAGUUGAGUAUUCCGAACUGCGGCAAUCCGUGCUCGUUAACGAAAUACAGUCAGCUGAUGGAAACGAUCCACGUCAAGAGUUACGAUGAGCUAUGUCAGUUAGUUUAGAUUUGUUGAUUUGUUAUAGUCGAAUUGUAACUAUAGUCAAAUUUGGGGUGAUAUUGAGAGUUUUUUAUGAUCUGAAUUGCUGUUAAAUAGA